AUGGCAACCAAUCUCUUCGCAACUUAUGGAACGAUCGAAUUCUUACAACGAUCCAAUCACCCGACGUUCAUAAACAUUGUUGCUCGUGAACAUUCAAGCCUUCUUGCUGUACCAAUAACCGGAACUUGUAAAAACUUUGAAAAGCUUACCAACAAGAGCAAAAACCGAUUUUUGGAUACCCCAUGUUGGGACAGCAGCCGUGUAGUUCUGCAUGACACCAAAGACGGUUCAGAUUACAUAAACGCCAAUUACGUAAGUGGUUUUAACCUAUCGAAAAAAUUUAUAGCGACCGAGCAUCCGAUGGAAAGCACCUUGAACAAUUUCUGGACCAUGGUUUGGGAGCAGGAGGUCCGUGUUAUUGUAAUGCUGGGUGCCAUGGAAGAGUCACAUCCAAACAAUACCUACUACUUUCCUUAUAAUCAAGAUAACACAAUCUUCAGUGACUUCAUAGUCUGGGAGGAAAAGAAGAUCAAUUCAAAACACUACUACAUCGAAACACUACUGAGUAUUACUCACAAAGAGACUGGAGAGUCUAGGGCCGUACAUCACUUCAAAUAUUUGGAUUGGCCCGAAAACAAUAUUCCCAAAGUGGACAAUUUUCUUGAGUUCUUGCUGUUAGUAAAUAAUAAGUAUCAUGAUUUUUUUAACCCCCUUCAACUAGGUUCUAUUGUUGUUCAUGGAAAUGCAGGAAUCGGAAGAACUGCCACGUUUUGCGCCGUAGAUACCUGUCUACAUCAACUAGUAUAUACGGCGACUAUAUCAAUACCAUCAGUAGUGCUGAAGAUAAGACAGCAGAGAAAUUCUAGCAUCCCAGCUUUAAUCCAGUACAUUUUUAUAAACCGUGUCUUGUACUACUUUAUGGUUGACAUUCGAUCAAACUUUACGGCAUUUUUGCAAAUUGAUUCCCAAAUCGUACCCAAUGAUGUGGAUUUAUUAACUCAUUCGUUACAAAAGUUGGUACUUCCGAUAAAUCUAAUGAACCUAGAUAUUAAAGAAACCUAG
Molecule: messenger RNA, 1002 nt
Organism: Bacillus rossius redtenbacheri
Lineage: Eukaryota; Metazoa; Arthropoda; Insecta; Phasmatodea; Bacillidae
Product: tyrosine-protein phosphatase non-receptor type 9-like
Exons: 1
Coding region: 1-1002 (333 amino acids)
Biological process (GO): protein dephosphorylation
Molecular function (GO): protein tyrosine phosphatase activity
Source: RefSeq, a predicted model, not a curated record